AUGGCCUUGGCAGAGAAAGUACUCAGGAAAGUUAACAAGUUGAACUUGAUUCCAAAGACCAUCAGACUACUACCUCGUCUUUCUUUCGGUUUGGCAGUUUUGAGUAUACUAUGGCUAGCAACCCUACCACAAGACGGAAACUAUCGAAAUUGCUACAUCUCAGAAAAUGCAUUGAUGCCAGGCCAAGUCAUGUCGUAUUUCAGAGAAAGCGAAUGGAACUAUGUUCGUGGGUAUAGACACGAGGUACACCAACUUGAACAACAACCAAUCGAGCUGCGCAAUGAAAUAAUUAGUCAAUGGUUACAAGAACUAGGUUUACCCGUGUCGCGACACCACAAUGGAUUCGCCAACGAUACAAUAUACUCUAUAAUGCAUGCUUCGCGAGGGGAAAACACCGAGGCUAUGGCAUUAGUGGUACCGUGGGUGAAUUCAGAUGACGAGUUGAACGAGGGGGCGAUUUCACUUGGUAUGGCAUUGAUGCGGUAUUUCCAGCGUAUCUCCAUCUGGUCGAAAAAUAUCAUUUUCGUCAUUCCACCUGACGGUAAGCAGAGUUUGAGAUCGUGGGUGCAUGCUUAUCACACGAGCUUGGACGAUACUGCAGGAUCGAUUGAGGCAGCUAUAAUCAUGGAAUAUGGUAAACAAGGAGAUGGUUUUGAGUACUACGACAUGUUUUAUGAAGGUUUGAAUGGACAAUUGCCCAAUUUGGAUUUGCUCAACACUGCAAACCAAAUAGGUCAAGGCGAGGGAAUCAGCUGUAGUUUGCAAGGUAUCAGUGAUCGAGGAAUCAAUUUCACAAGCCGAUUAAAAACUUUAUUUGCUGGAAUUUGGAGGUUGGUGGUUGCUGGAUCUAGAGAUGUUCAUGGCCACGAGGCAUUUUCUGGCUGGCAGAUCCAGGCUUUCACAAUAAAAGCCAAAGGAACACAAGGACAUGAUGUGACUCAGUUUGGUCGAAUUGUGGACUCCACGUUUAGAUCGGUCAAUAACUUGUUGGAAAAAUUUCACCAAUCAUUCUUUUUUUACUUGAUGUUGAGUCCCAAGCAUUUUGUUUCUAUUGGAACUUAUUUACCUAGUGCUGUUAUGUUGGCAGUGGCUUACGCAUUUGGUGCAUUGAAUGCCAUCUUGAACUCGGGUAUAGAUGUGCUGCAAAUCACAAACAACUUGAGCAAAUUGUUGACCAUUGCAGUGGCAGCUGAAGUCAUUUGCGUUGUUUUAUCAUUCAUCAUACCCCAAUCACCAUUGGAGAUUUUGAAUCACCUCCCAUUAGCACUCCUGGCGUUGCCCACAGUUGUUGUGAAAACACAGAACCUGCAUUCUUGCAAUACAACAGGCUUUGCCUUGAUUGGAUUGGCAUUGUUGAUCAUUGCAUUUUUGAUAACCGCGUUGUUGAUUGUCCAUUUCGCAUUGGCUUUUACAAUUGGUGUAUUGGCAAUCCCUUUAACAUUUGUUCCCACCGUGAUUCAAAAGAAUAGAAAAUUGGCUGUAUUGUGCUUAUUCGUCUCCAAUCCAUUCUUUGUUUUUGUCGUUGCCAACGGGUACCUUGGUGAGAAUUUCUUUGUCAAUUUGAUCACGUCAUGGAUUCAAUUACAAAGUUGGACUUGGUUGGUUGUGAUUUUAGGGUGGUUUCCAUCGUGGUUAAUGAUUGCUUACGCUACAACCGUGAUCACCACCACCACCACCACUACUACUACUACUACUUUUCAAGUUGAGGUCACUCAAGAAAAGGAAAAGACGCAGUGA
This is a messenger RNA of Lodderomyces theae, 1737 nucleotides long. RefSeq names its product GPI-anchor transamidase subunit. The transcript has a single exon. The record is from RefSeq and is a predicted model, not a curated record. Bases 1 to 1737 code for a protein of 578 amino acids. Gene Ontology annotation, biological process: attachment of GPI anchor to protein. Lineage: Eukaryota; Fungi; Ascomycota; Pichiomycetes; Serinales; Debaryomycetaceae. Gene Ontology annotation, cellular component: membrane; GPI-anchor transamidase complex.